This is a messenger RNA of Cucurbita pepo subsp. pepo (vegetable marrow), 2269 nucleotides long. Its product is annotated as pentatricopeptide repeat-containing protein At1g80270, mitochondrial. Gene Ontology annotation, molecular function: protein binding. Lineage: Eukaryota; Viridiplantae; Streptophyta; Magnoliopsida; Cucurbitales; Cucurbitaceae. The record is from RefSeq and is a predicted model, not a curated record. Gene Ontology annotation, cellular component: mitochondrion.
CCACCGCCUGAUAUAAAAAACGGGAGUAUAAGGGUUUUUAGGGUUUAACACCAACGACUCUGCCGCGGCUAUUUGGAUCCUCCCUCCCUCUCCUCUCCACUCUUACACCUCUGCUACUAACAACCUCUGCUACUAACAACCUCUUCACUCCCCUAUUAUCAUCUCAUCUCAUCUCAUCUCAUCUCAUCUCAUCAUGUGGGCUCUUCGUCGAGCUUCUACUCCUCUCAGGAAUCAAGGAUAUAGAAUUACAACUUCGUACGUCUUUGCCAAACUACAGGCGCCAUAUUCUUGGGAAGGAAAUGUAGUUGCUUCGGCUAUCCUCCCUGCUAUAUCUGAUAGAUGCAUUUCUUUUGAGAGAAAUAACCUUGCAACAUGGCGGUCCUCUGGGCUUUCUCUUAGUAGCCAUGGUCUAUCUUCACAAGCUGGUGCUGAGAACAGUGGAGAGGAAGAUGACUUGGAAGAUGGGUUUUCUGAACUUGAAACACUUCCAAGCACUAAUGCACUUGAACAUAAUAAAGCAGCUGAUGAAAAUGAAGGGGAAUUGACCUCCGAAUCAGAACUUGAUGAUGAUACUGUUGAUGAUGGGACUCAAAAUGAACUGGAUUUACCUGAGGUUGAAACUGAGCUUGGUGAAAAGAUAUCUGCGAAAAGGGCUCCUUCAGAGCUGUUCAAGGCUAUUUGGAGUGCUCCGGGUUUAUCUGUUCCCAGUGCACUUGACAAGUGGGUCAGUGAAGGAAAAGAAUUAAGCCGUGCUGACGUCUCUCUGGCUAUGCUCAAUCUUCGCAGACGUCGAAUGUUUGGGAAGGCUUUGCAGUUUUCAGAGUGGUUGGAAGCAAGUGGACAACUUGAGUUCGUUGACAGAGACUAUGCUUCUCGCCUUGACUUGAUUGCAAAGGUACACGGUCUCCAUAGGGCAGAAGGUUACAUCGCUAAAAUCCCAAAAUCAUUCCAGGGGGAGGUGAUAUACCGAACUCUUUUGGCUAACUGUGUGGUCGCCAACAAUGUAAAAAAAGCAGAGGAAGUAUUUAACAAAAUGAAGGACCUUGAAUUUCCAAUCACAGCCUUUGCUUGCAACCAGUUGCUUCUUCUUUACAAGAGACUUGACAAGAGGAAAAUAGCCGACGUUCUGUUGUUGAUGGAGAAAGAAAAUGUCAAGCCUUCUCUGUUUACUUACAAGAUCCUAAUAGAUGCUAAAGGCCUUUCAAAUGACAUGGUGGGUAUGGAACAAGUUGUUGAUACAAUGAAGGCUGAAGGAAUCGAACUUGAUGUAAAUACACUUUCCAUAUUAGCGAAGCACUAUGCUUCAGGUGGGCUUAAAGACAAAGCCAAGGCCAUCUUGAAGGAGAUGGAAGAUGUGAGCUCCAAAGAAUCUCGAUGGCCUUGCAGACUUUUACUUCCCCUUUAUGGAGAACUACAAAUGGAAGAUGAAGUGAGGAGGGUCUGGAAGAUCUGCGAGGCUAAUCCUCGCAUUGAAGAAUGCAUGGCUGCCAUUGUUGCAUGGGGAAAGCUGAAAAACGUCCAAGAAGCAGAGGAAAUUUUUGAUAGAGUUUCAAAAACGUGGAAGAAUCUUUCCUCGAAACAAUACUCUACCUUGUUGAAGGUUUAUGCAGACAAUAAGAUGCUGACGAAGGGCAAGGAUCUAGUCAAGCAGAUGGCAGACAGCGGUUGCCGAAUCGGUCCAUUAACAUGGAAUGCAGUUGUGAAACUGUAUGUGGAAGCUGGGGAGGUAGAAAAGGCAGAUUCUUUCUUGCAGAAGGCGGUCCAGAAAAACCAGAUGAAGCCAUUGUUUACAUCUUACAUGAUUAUCCUGGAUCAGUAUGCAAGGAGGGGUGACGUCCACAAUGCAGAGAAAAUGUUUCAUAGGAUGAGACUAUCAGGUUACGUGGCUAGAUUCAGCCAGUUUCAAGCUCUAAUACAGGCAUACAUUAAUGCCAAGGCUCCAGCCUACGGCAUGAAAGAGAGAAUGAAGGCCGAUAAUGUGUUUCCAAACAAAGCUUUGGCAGGAAAAUUAGCCCAAAUCGAUGCAUUCAGGAAGACAGCAGUGUCAGAUUUGCUUGACUGAGGAAUUUAAUUUGAUACUCUUGGAUGUAUGAACUCCUCGGAUUUCAACUCUAUUUUACAAAUCAAGUAUUUGUUAGUUAAUCUGGUGGCUGCGCUUUGAAAUUUGACAGCAGCAUACCUGUUAGGACAAACAGAACUACACAAUGGAUUGUACUGCACGUGUGUUAUAAUAUAUUUUGUUUGUUCGAAUACCCAUUAUUACCAAGAA